GAGAGGAAGGCGGCGACGGAAGUGGCUGCACUACUGGCACUCGGGGCGCGUGCGCCAUUCUGCUCCCUGGCUGCGAGUCUUCGGCGACUUCUGCAGCUUUCUCAGCGCGAGGGUCGGGGUCGGGCGCUGCUGCUGCUUUCCUGGCCCCUUCGCGAUGGCGGGUAUCCUGUUUGAGGAUAUUUUCGAUGUGAAAGACAUUGACCCGGAAGGCAAGAAGUUUGACCGAGUAUCUCGACUGCACUGUGAGAGUGAAUCUUUCAAGAUGGACCUCAUCUUAGAUGUAAACAUUCAGAUCUAUCCUGUAGACUUGGGUGACAAGUUCCGGUUGGUUAUAGCUAGUACCUUGUAUGAAGAUGGUACUCUUGAUGAUGGUGAAUACAACCCCACAGACGACAGGCCUUCCAGGGCUGACCAGUUUGAGUAUGUCAUGUAUGGGAAAGUAUACAAGAUCGAGGGCGAUGAAACAUCUACUGAAGCAGCAACACGCCUCUCUGCCUAUGUGUCCUACGGGGGCCUCCUCAUGAGGCUACAGGGUGAUGCCAACAACCUGCACGGCUUUGAGGUGGAUUCCAGAGUUUAUCUACUGAUGAAGAAACUGGCCUUCUGAACCUCGUGGGAAGCCAGCUUCGCUGCUGGGUCGCUCGGGUCAUGGACACUGAAGCCUGAGCAGAAGUUGCUGGGUCCCUGUGGAGGAGGGACUGGCUCUGUUCACGGCGGUGCGUCUUCACCAAGCCUGGACUCAGGGAGAUUGACUUGGCCAAUGGAAGACCCAGUGGGCGCACCGAAAAUGAAUCAGAAGUCAUUUUGUGGAUAUGAUUUUUUUUUAAAUUAAAAUCUCGCUUUUUCAGA
This is a messenger RNA of Chinchilla lanigera (long-tailed chinchilla), 849 nucleotides long. It is a transcript of the gene Polr2h, whose product is annotated as polymerase (RNA) II (DNA directed) polypeptide H. Bases 155 to 607 code for a protein of 150 amino acids. NCBI's taxonomy places the organism in Eukaryota, Metazoa, Chordata, Mammalia, Rodentia, Chinchillidae. The record is from RefSeq and is a predicted model, not a curated record. Gene Ontology annotation, molecular function: DNA-directed RNA polymerase activity. The transcript is spliced from 5 exons. Gene Ontology annotation, biological process: DNA-templated transcription. Gene Ontology annotation, cellular component: RNA polymerase II, core complex; RNA polymerase I complex; RNA polymerase III complex.